AUGGGAAAGUUAAAAAGGACAUCAAAGCUGGCCCAAAGAAGGCAGAAGGACAAGCAACUUCAAAAAAAUGGCUCUUCAACUGGUAAAGGCCAUCCCCAUCAUAAAAGGGACCGUAAUGAUGUUAAAGAGAUGCAGAAGGUGGCACCUUUGAUGACAAAUUUGACUUCUUCUUCUCAAAAUGCUAGAUCGAUGGCUGUUAAUUCCAUUACAUUACUUUGUGAUAAUGAUGCCGAAUUGAGAAAGAUAUUUCUCAAGAACGAUUUGGUCAAGAUCAUCCUCACCAAACUUCUUCAUGAUACCAACGAUGAUAUCGUUGUGGAUAGUUACGGAUUACUUCGAAACUUGAUGAUAGAUGAGGGCUAUUCUUUGUGUAUGCAUCUUUGGAGAUCCGAUCUUUGGACAUUGCUUGAGAGCAGCUUCAAGAAGGCAAUUGAGUCUCUUCCUCAUUUGAACGAUGAUAAGGUUACUAAAGUUGGUAAGGAGCUACUAGUGAACUUCAUUGAUAAUUUGAUUGGCUGUUGUGACUCCCUUUGCAGUGAGCUCCCUUUGAAGUUGUUUGAAGAUACUAUUUUGGAAAAAUUACAAGAAUGUGGCAUUCUCAAAUUCAUCUUUGAAUUGGUGAAGCAGAAGCCCAAUGGACGAUUAUUAUUGAACAGUUUAGAGUUCUUGUAUGAUUUAGCUACGAUAUCUUAUAAAUUUAUUUCAGUCAUCGCUAAUGAUGGCGAUGAUAUUGGGGUCCUUAAUGAUAUCAGCGAUGUUAGCAAUGUUGGUAAGCUAUCCAGAGCUUAUCUCAUUGGUAUCUUGCUGCAGGUGAUGGAGUAUAAAGAAGAAGUCUCCGACAGAAGAAAGUUGGUGGACCAAAUUUUAAUCCCAUUAUCGCAAAUAUACGAGAAGGAUAUAAACUUGAAGGCUACCGUGGAUCAAUUAAACCUCUCCUACAAGUCCAAUCCUACCGCUGAGGAGAGUAGGCAACUAGGACUUGCAAAGGAUAAUUUCAACACCCUUGAUUUAAUAUUGGAUUUGUACUCUAGUGUCAUUGAAAUGGUUGGAGAAAACUAUGAGAGUGGAAAGGCUGAUCCCGCUGCUGAUUUUUUCAAUAACCAGUUGAAGCAGUUCCUCUUUGAUAUGAUUGAGAGCAAUUUCAAAGACGAUAAAGUGCUAACAUGCCUUAACAAUUUGUGUAUAUUCGAUGCAUCCAACCAUUUGGUUGAUCAAAAGCUAUUGCAAUUUUUAGACCAGGUUCAACAGCUGCUAUCUGAAAAGUUCACUCAGUUACUAGAUAGUACUGAUAUUAGCAACGAAUCCUUGGAAGAGGUUAAUCAGCUGUUGAAUUUCUACAACAGUUUCACUGAUAUGGAAGAUGUCUCUCGUUGGAAUGUUAAUGCCGAUCAAAUGGCCAAAUUAACCCAGCUCUCUGGUGUUAUAUCUUCGAAAGUAGAAGCUGGCGAUGUGGAUGCUUUGAACUUCCUUCAAUUCAACCAGUUUUUGAUAAUGUACAUCGGCAAAAUCUCCAAGAACUGCGAUGAUUUGGAGAUCACCAAGGGGAUUGUAAAGUUCUUGGUAGAUGAAAAGUUUCUCAAGUAUCUCACUCUCUAUGGCACCUUCAAAAACGCCGAGCAGCUUCAUAAUAAAUUGGGAUAUUUGAUAGAAGAUACCCUCAAUUUGGCCAUAAAUGCCAUAUUUGAUGUGUUUGACGACGAUUACAGCUACAAUAGACCAAUAUUCCAUGAGGGUGGUCUUCUCCAAGUAUUGAAAGAUCAUAAAGAUGAGCUCAAACGGGUCUAUAAGUACAUUGAUAAGAAUGUGAACCCGCAGGUUAAGAAAAGAACACAAGAAACUAUGGAGAACUUGGUCAGAUUCAUCGAGUACAAAGAGACAGAGUUAUAG
Molecule: messenger RNA, 1887 nt
Organism: Brettanomyces nanus
Lineage: Eukaryota; Fungi; Ascomycota; Pichiomycetes; Pichiales; Pichiaceae
Exons: 1
Coding region: 1-1887 (628 amino acids)
Biological process (GO): protein import into nucleus; ribosomal large subunit biogenesis
Source: RefSeq, a predicted model, not a curated record